UAUGUUGCAUCAAGCAUGCCUCGCUUCUGCAUUCAGAACAUCCCUGGCCUGCACCAUAGUUGGCUUGACCACCCUCUUCGGCCCAACCCCCAUUAACGACAUCAUAGCCUUCCCUGCACUAUCCUACCUCACCGCCAUCCUCAUCAUCAGAGACGCCACUCUCGGAGAGACUCUUCGCGGUUGCUGGCUCGCGCUCUGCGCCACCAUUCAGAGCACUGUCCCCGCCAUGUUAAGUUUCUGGUGCAUUGGCCCUGCAGCCAAGUUCUUCUCCGAGGGAACCACAGUUUUUGCGGUGGCGCUCGCCGCGUUCGUGGUGGUGCUCCCGGCGGAGUCCACCACCCACUUGAUGGCUAAACGGUUAGCGUUGGGUCAGAUAGUGGUGUUGUAUGUUGUUGCUUACGUGAGAGAGGAAGUUCGUAGGGAACUUCUCAUGCACCCUCUUCGGGUCGCAGCUAGCACUGCCCUUGGAGUCUUGGCUUGUGUUCUGGCAAUGUUGUUUCCAUAUCCACGUCUUGCUUAUCAUCAGGUGAAAAAGAAUUACAGGCUACUAACAAAUAAUACUUCAAAAAGGCUAAAGCUUUUGAUGAAGGCAAUAUGUGAACAGAAAAAGGAUUUGGCACUCACAUCAAUCUCCCAUGCUAAGUCAUUGGCCACUUCACGGAACAAACUCCUCCAAAUCCUCACAAACCACCAAAAUGGCAUGAGGUGGGAAAUACCUCCAAUUAAAUCUUUUAAAUCCUAUCACUUCAACCCGGAAGACCAGAGACUUCAAGAUAUAGAUACCACCAUCAAAGGGAUGGAAUUGGCUCUAACAAGCAUCAUUUCAUUUCCUGUCAGCAUACUCAAUGAAGACAUGAAACAUGGCCUGAAUAGUCUAGUGAAACAUGUUAGCCUCACCAUAAAACAAACCACACACAAUUCACAUGGUGCUUCACUAACUGCUCCUGAACAUAGUGAAAAAAACAUAACUAACUUUCUCCAAUCCCUUCAAACCAUCCCAACAACCCAAGAUUUACCCUUUUACUUCUACUUAUUUUGUGCCAAAAUCCUCCAAAGGAUCUCAUAUGCUGAAGCUUCAACUAGUAUUCAAGAAAAAGAGGAAAACUCUAUAGAGUCUCAAAAUUGGGCUAAACUUUUAACAAGCCCAAAACUAAUGGAAUCAAUGAAAUGCUCUCUAACACUGGGCCUUGCAGUGUUGCUGGGCUUACUCUACAGCAAAGAGAAUGGGUUUUGGGCCGCAAUACCUGUAGCCGUGACCUUUUGCCCGGGCAGAGAAGCCACAUUCAGAGUAGCAAAUAUAAAAGCCCAAGGAACUGUGUUAGGAACAGUAUAUGGAGCCUUAUGCUGUUUUGUCUUUGAGAAAUUUUUGUCACUGAGAUUCAUGUUUCUUAUUCCAUGGCUCAUUUUCACCACUGUGCUUCAACAAAGCAAAAUGUAUGGUGCAGCUGGUGGGAUGUCAGCACAGAUUGGAGCUAUUCUGAUAUUGGGUAGGAAAAAUUUUGGGCCACCCAGUGAAUUUGCUAUAGCAAGAAUCAUUGAAACCUUCAUUGGGUUAACUUGUUCUGUUUUGGUGCACCUUCUCUUCAUGCCCAAAAGAGCUUCUACUUGUGCGAAAUCUGAGCUUUCUUUUUGUUUGGGAACCCUUGUUGAGUCCAUUAAUUCCUUGAGUCUAGCAAGCAAAAGUGACUUAGAAGAAAGUCAUGGGAAGUUAAAGAUACAAAUUAUGGAGCUCAAAAAAUUUGUUGUGGAAGCAGAGUUGGAGCCCUGUUUUUGGUUCUUACCUUUUCAUGGUGCUUGUUAUAAUAAGCUUAUGGGGUCUUUAUCCAUUUUGGAUAACACAUUGCAAGUUGGAGCUUAUGCUUUGAAGUUCCUAAAACAUGAGUUUCGAAGAAGUGAAGCCUCUUGGAGAGAGCAUGUGAGUGUUCUAGAAGGUGAAAUUGGAUACUUUAAGGAACAUGUUUCCUCCAAAGUUAAAGUUUUUGAGCAAAUAACAAGGAUGAAAUCGUUUGGGUUUCUUGAGAAGGAGCUUGAGAAGAACAGCAUUACUUGUAAUUGUGACAUUGAAAUGGGAAGGUCAGCAAAGUCUGGUAUAUGCAUGUUUUCUUCUGGUUUAGGCCAUGGUGAUGUUGCUGAAGAAGUCAUAGGCUCUUAUCUCCAAUGCUCAAGAAAUGUUGUGGAUGAGUUGUAUGGUGGUGAAGGUGAAAAGGAGGUGAUGAGCGAUGUUUAUCUGUGUUUGAGUGCUCUGGGGUUUUGCUUGAGUAUUCUUCUAAGAGAGACAAUGGAAAUUGAAGAAGCAAUCAGGGAACUUGUUCAGUGGGAGAAUCCAUCAAAGGGAGAUUAA
Molecule: messenger RNA, 2341 nt
Organism: Lotus japonicus
Lineage: Eukaryota; Viridiplantae; Streptophyta; Magnoliopsida; Fabales; Fabaceae
Exons: 3
Coding region: 2-2341 (779 amino acids)
Biological process (GO): transmembrane transport
Cellular component (GO): plasma membrane
Molecular function (GO): transmembrane transporter activity
Source: RefSeq, a predicted model, not a curated record